AUGCUAUUCAGUGCUUUAGUAGCUAAUGUGGCGUCAGCUGCAGAUUUAGCUGGAUUUGAUUAUGCUACUAAGUUUGCUUCUGAAUGUGAUUAUUGGUUAUAUCCAAUGUGGACAGUGGAUUAUUCAUUUUAUAACGUCGAAGCUGGAAAAACCCUAUGUAUAGUGGGGUCUGUUAUCCUUGGUGCAAACACAUCUUUUAAAGCAACUGCUUAUUUCCCCAAAAUAUCAAGUACUGCCAAUGAAUACGAAGAGUCUAAAGAGAUCGAAAAUCCUGUUGCUGUUGUUGGAAAAUACGAAUUUGAUAACACUAAAGGACAAUUAAGUUUAAUUCCAGUUACAAAAAUAAAACCAUGUAGCCCUCUUAGACUUCAAUACGUUGCAGCGAUGCCAUCAUUGAAAUUGUCAUACAAGGCCAACGGAAAUUCAUAUACUGCAGAGUCAAAUACUUUUGUUUCCACAGCCAGAAAAGAUAAUGUCAAACUGUCCUUCCACAUUAAAUCUUCUUCUAAAAGAGCUGAUGCCUUAUAUUCAAUUUCUAAUAAGAAUUUAACGUAUAAAUUUAAUAGAGACAAAGAAGUUACAAUACAAACUAACCGUGAUAUACUUGGUCUUUCUAAGCCAUUCACAGAUUAUGAAGGAACAGUUGGAACCUAUAAAGGUAUAACUAUUCAGCCCAUUCUUUCCGCAUUUGAUACAGCAACAGAUAUUACCACUGGCAAAAUAACUUUUUCAUUUUCUGGAGAUGUAAAACUUUCUUGGGAAGAAGCAGCGGCAUCUUCUGCUGAUCAAAAUGAAGAGUUCUAUUUCCCAGAGUUCACAACUUCACUAACAACAAAGAGUGGUAUUUUCACCAAGGAUGAUGUCGAUGUGAAGUAUCCAUCUGGAUUACCAUGGUGGGCUAUUCUUUUGAUUGUUAUUGCUGUAAUCAUUGUCAUUGCCAUAAUAGUCGUUGUUAUCAUUCUUGUCAUUAAGAAGAAGAAAGACAAAAGUAGCAGCAGUAGCAGCAGUAGUAGCAAGAAGAAGAAUGCCGAGGCAGAUGGAGCUGCUUAA
Messenger RNA from Trichomonas vaginalis G3, 1050 nucleotides. RefSeq names its product glycoprotein 38 family. The record is from RefSeq and is a predicted model, not a curated record. The transcript has a single exon. NCBI's taxonomy places the organism in Eukaryota, Parabasalia, Trichomonadida, Trichomonadidae. The coding region runs from base 1 to 1050 and encodes 349 amino acids.